AUGGGCAACGAUCAAUCCAAAGCGAAAGCGAAAGCUCCGGAGCAACCCCAUCCACACGCGACGAAUGUCACUCCACCGGUGCCGAUUCCCUCUAGCACGACCAGCCCAACCCCCGCCGCCCGCCCCGUCACCGUCCCCGUCCCCGUCACCGUCCCGCAGGCAGAGACAAUGAUCGGACCCAGCCGGGUCGCAUACAAGUCAGAGGCGCCUCCGACCUCUGACACAUACCCGCUACAGCCGGCGGAGUAUGGUCGACCGCCUCGCCUACCUCUACCGAUCGACGAGCAGGUAUUGAUGCCUGGGUCACCGAUCCUGGCGCCGAGGGAGCCUGGAUCGGCGGAGGUGGACGAGCUGCCGAGGAAGGAGAGCAUGUUGAGUAGCACGACGGUGGACGAGGAGGAGAUCGAGGAUGAGCUGCCGAAGAGCGCGGAGGGGGUGCCGCAGAAGACGGUGCCGACGCUGCUGGAGUGGGCGGGACCGGGGGAGAAGGUGUACGUGACGGGGACGUUUGCGAAGUGGGACCGGAAGUACAAGUUGCAUCGCAACGGCCCCAGCAAGAAUAAGAAUGCUCUCUCCGCAACGCUCCAACUCCAACCGGGCACCCACCACCUCAAGUUCAUCGUCGAUGGCGAAAUGCGCCUGUCAGACCACCUUCCCACCGCCGUCGACUUCACCAACAUCCUGGUCAACUACAUCGAGGUCUCGCCCGACGACAUCCCUUCCGCUCCCGAUGCGCCGCCCGGCUCCGAGACUCCCAAGCCGGACUACGUCGUCCCAGCGAACAUCCACCCACCCCUGCGUUUGUCUCCGCCCCCAGAACCCAAGUCCGUGUCGCCCGUCGCGAAAGUCCCCGGCGCCAUCAUCACGCCGUCCGCGCCCGAACACGCGACCAAACCGGCGUCCAUCCAGCCGACGUCACCGAAGAACUAUCACACUGAUAUCCCGACGUUCCUGGCCGACUACGACACGGACGAACGGGACCCGUAUUUCCAGCGGGCGGCGCAGGUGAUAGGGUACGGGCAUCCGCCGCCGUCGUUGCCGAUGUUCUUGAGCAAGAGUAUCUUGAACAGCGCGACGCCGAUGAAGGAUGACGCGUCGGUGUUGGUGGUGCCCAAUCAUACGGUCUUGAAUCAUCUAGCAACCAGUAGUAUCCGACAUGGGGUGCUUGCUACGAGCGGCACGACCAGAUACAAGCGAAAGGUUUGUCCCCCACAGCUUUAG
Messenger RNA from Eremomyces bilateralis CBS 781.70, 1221 nucleotides. RefSeq lists its product as uncharacterized. Lineage: Eukaryota; Fungi; Ascomycota; Dothideomycetes; Eremomycetales; Eremomycetaceae. Bases 1 to 1221 code for a protein of 406 amino acids. The transcript is spliced from 2 exons. Gene Ontology annotation, biological process: signal transduction. Gene Ontology annotation, cellular component: cytoplasm; nucleotide-activated protein kinase complex; nucleus. The record is from RefSeq and is a predicted model, not a curated record. Gene Ontology annotation, molecular function: protein kinase binding.